Messenger RNA from Clunio marinus, 2554 nucleotides. NCBI's taxonomy places the organism in Eukaryota, Metazoa, Arthropoda, Insecta, Diptera, Chironomidae. The record is from the annotation of a GenBank genome assembly.
UUUUGACAAUGCCAAUGAAAAAUUAAAGUUCUUAUUUAAAAGCAACGCGGUAGUAUAGUGUGACUUUAAGUAUAAAUGUGCGAUGUUAUGAUGAUACAAAUAAGCUAUCAAUGUACUUUUAAAAUUAAACAUUAGGUAUAAUCUUUUGAUUAUAUUCGACGAACAUCAGUUGCUCUCAGAGUUUCGUACUUCAAGUACAUUGUCUAUUGUGAGAUCAAGAUAUGAAUUCUUUCCGCUUAAUAUACUUAGUGGUGUUGCUGACUCUUUGUCAAGCAGCGACAGCACAAAAUAAAGGUAGAAGAAAGGGAUGCCAAGUUGGCGAUGUAUUUUAUAAGCAUGGUCAUGAUAAUCCUUGCAGAUUAUGUACUUGUUUCGGUGAUGAAGUGGCUUGUGCUAUUAUCGAUUGUGCACGUCCACCAGAAAAUUGUGAACCAAUUUAUGUAGAAGGACAAUGUUGCCCUGAAUAUGACUGUGGAGAAGGAUGUGAAGUUGAUGGAAUAUUAUACGAAAAUGGUGUAGUUAUUCCUAAUGAUGAUCCUUGCAGAUUUUGUACUUGUGAAAUGAAUCAAGAAAUUUGUGCAAUUCAAGACUGUGCAGCACCUCCUGAAAGAUGUGAACAAAUAUUUGUUGAAGGCCAAUGUUGUCCUGACUUUGAUUGUGACAUAGGAUGCGAAGUUGAUGGAGUUUUAUAUAAAAAUGGCGAAGAUAUUCCCGAUAACGAUCCUUGUGUAUUCUGUUCAUGUUUUGAUAAUAAUAUACAAUGUGCUGCAAUAGCAUGCGGUUUCCCUGCUGAAAAUUGUGAACCAAUUUAUAUCGAAGGUCAAUGUUGUCCUGAUUUCAAAUGCAUUGAAGAAUGUACUGUUGGCGGAGUUGUCUACCAAAAUGGAGAUUCAAUCCCUGAUGAAAAUCCAUGCAAGAAUUGUUGGUGUUCCAAUGGUGAAGAACAUUGCGUCUUUGAAUCUUGUGAACCUACGCCAGAAGGAUGCGAAGAAGUUUCAUUAGAAGGAAAAUGUUGCCCUGCAUUCGAAUGCCCACUGGAUUGUGUAAUAAAAGGAGAAUCAUUUCGAAAUGGCCAACCUAUUCCUGAUAAUGAUCCUUGCAAAGAAUGCUUUUGUGCAGAUGGUGAAGAAAUUUGUGUAGUUUAUGCUUGUCAAGGACCUUUAAGUGAAGAUUGUCAAGCUGUAUUCACUGAAGGGCGAUGUUGUCCCGAAUUCGUAUGUCCCAAUACAUGCACAAUUGAUGACGUUGUCUAUCAAAAUGAACAAUCAAUUCCUCAAAAGGACCCAUGUACAUCAUGCUUCUGUUUUGAUGGACUUGUAACUUGUUCUACAACCGCUUGUUUGGGACCUCCAAUUCAAGAAAAUUGCGAACUAAUAGUUGAUGAAGAAAAAUGUUGUCCAACAUAUGCUUGUGAAUCUGAUUGCAUUAUUGGUGGAGUAUUGUAUAAAGAUGGAGAAGACAUUAACUACGAUAAUCCUUGUAAGAUAUGUAAAUGUUCUCAAGGAAGAGAGAUUUGUGCUGCAAUUGAUUGCCCUCCACCCCCAGAAUCAUUUUGUAAACCAAUAUACCAUGAAGAUCAAUGUUGUCCUGAUUAUGAUUGCAGUCAUGGAUGCAAUUAUAAAGGGGAGUUCUAUCCAGAUGGUUUCGACGUCCCAAGUGACGAUCCUUGUGAACAUUGCGAAUGUGAUGAUGAUGAAAUUGUAUGCUAUUAUCAGGACUGUCCCGCACCUCCUGAUUAUUGUGAAGGCGUUCCAAUUCCUGGACAAUGCUGCAGAGACUACUCAGAUUGUGGUUGCCUUUUCAGAGAUGUCUUCUAUGAAAGUGGACAAGCUAUUCAUUCAAAAAAUCCUUGUGAAUUUUGUAUGUGCUAUGGAAAUGCUGUCGAAUGUGCAUACAUGUCUUGUGUGGCACCACCACAAGGAUGUGACGUUCGCCCUUUACCUGGCCAAUGUUGCGCUGAUAUUUCCAAAUUUUCUUCAAAAAACAAAAAAAGACGAGGUUGUUUCGAAAAUGGGCAUUAUUAUAGAAAUGGUGAAAUUAUUCCACGAGAUGAUCCUUGCGAAAAAUGUAUCUGCCGCAGGGGAGAAAUUCGUUGCAAAGCGAAAACUUGUUGCAAACCUCCCCCAUUUCCAGGAUGUGAAGGAAGAGUAAUUCCUGGUCAAUGCUGUCCUGACUACACACAAUGUGAACUUGACUGUUCAAGAGUUCUUUGUGAAGGCCCACCUUAUCCUGGUUGUGAAGGAGUGGAGGUUCCCGGGCAGUGUUGUCGUGAUUAUUCGAAUUGCGAAGUUUGUCCUGAAGAUGCUAUCGAUUGUAGGCUAGUAAAGUGUGCAGGGCCACCACGAGAAAAUAUCAAUUGUGAAGGCAUUUUUCGCCCUUGUAAGUGUUGUGCUGACUUUUCACACUGUUGUGCUGCUGUAUCGUGUUUGGCACCUCCCCCAGGAUGUGAACCAAGAGAAAAUCCUUUUCAAUGCUGUCCUGAUGUAUCUCAUUGUUAGGAAUAAAUUUUGAAUAAAACGAAAUCAAAAUUUUAAUUGAGAACAUAAAAACAAAA